AUGCUUAGGGAAUAUUACAAAAGUUUAAUUAUACUACAGCUCAUUAUAAUAGUCUCGGAAAGUCGGAAAGUGAAGAUAGAAACAUCUCAUCCUCCAAGGGAUUACAGACCUUCGAAAUGGCUGUCCAAUAGCGCUAUGGAUAUGUGGUUCGGAAAUAAAUCUAUCGUUGAAAUUAUUGGUAGAGAAUUUGCUGACGUCGUCAAUCGAUUUGCCAGCAGGCGAGCCCGAGAUGUUCUCAUACAAAAAUACUCAAAUCAAGAAUCGACUAAAAAUAAUUAUUCAGCAUCGAACGGAACAUCGCACUACAUAUAA
This is a messenger RNA of Bombyx mandarina (wild silkworm), 312 nucleotides long. RefSeq lists its product as uncharacterized. NCBI's taxonomy places the organism in Eukaryota, Metazoa, Arthropoda, Insecta, Lepidoptera, Bombycidae. The record is from RefSeq and is a predicted model, not a curated record.